AUGAAUAUGUUGGAAAAGGAAAAAGAAUUACCUCUUUAUUUUAAGGAUAUUGAUGCUAAACAAAACAAUGCAAAGAAAAGAAGAAAGACUCUUGGUAUUAUGGUAGUCGUCUUUCUUAUAGGUUUAUUAUAUACAUAUAACUCAGCAACUAUAACAACAUAUCUCACAUCUACUUCAGUUUCCAACUAUAGCCCCAUUGAUUCAAAACCAAAUGUAAAUCUUGGUAGUAUUGCAUUAUCUUCAUCUACAUACAAUUCAGCUGAAGAAGAACUCAAAAGUACAAAUUUAUUCAUAAAUCAAAUAGCAACUAGAGAUGACACUUCGUCAGACUCGUCAUCAUCAUCGUCAACUAAAUCAACUCCAAUUUAUGAUAUAGUAGGUGUAAGAAUUGGAUUUGCAUUGGUAGGUUUUGUCUUAUUAAAUAUGAUUGCCAUUGUCAUUCAUCAUAUUUUCUUGAAAGUAUCUCGUGCCAGUCAAGCUUAUAAGAAUGUUGAAUUACAUUAUUCUCCAUUUUAG
Molecule: messenger RNA, 516 nt
Organism: Scheffersomyces coipomensis
Lineage: Eukaryota; Fungi; Ascomycota; Pichiomycetes; Serinales; Debaryomycetaceae
Exons: 1
Coding region: 1-516 (171 amino acids)
Source: RefSeq, a predicted model, not a curated record